UGUACUUACGCAUACAUAUGCUCUCCGUUUAAGUCGCGAAAUUGUGAUAAGAAACAAAUAAGUCCACAUUCAUAUACACAUGCGCAUUUAUGUGUUAAUGUAUGCAUGUGUUUGACUCGGAAUGGCCACAGCGAAGCCAGUGCUCUGCGUGGGCUGCACGGUAAUUGACUUUGUCACAAUCAACGAAAGCUUUCCCAAGGAGGACACUGAUCGACGAUGCCGCGACGGAUUUUGGCAGCGUGGUGGGAAUGCCUCUAAUGUUAGCACCGUGCUGCGGCUACUGGGCGCCGAUGUCGAGUUCUUUGGCAUGCUUAGCCAAUCUGACGGGUUCCGUGUGCUGCUACAGGAUUUGGAACGGCGUGGCAUUGAUGUGCAGCACUGUCCCACGACGGAUAAAGAUCCGCCCUUCUCAUCGGUAAUAAUUGUCCAGGGCACGGGUUCGCGCACAAUUGUCCACUGCAAUAAGAACUAUCCUUAUGUGACGUGGGAGGACUUCAGCAAAAUCGAUCUCAAUCGCUAUGGCUGGGUACAUUUUGAGGCUCGCAACGCCAAUGAAACAAUCAAAAUGAUAAGAUCCGUGCAGGAGCACAACAGAACUCAUAACGAGCACAUUACCAUUUCAUUAGAUUUUGAGACAUUGUAUGAGCAGAACCUUCCAAUGUGCGCGCUUUGUGACUAUGUUGUGUUCUCCAAAGAGCUCGCCAACCAGCAGGGCUGGAGAACUGCCCAGGAAACGUGCAAAGAGCUGGCACGCCGCUUGGAAUCGAAGAGUCCAUGUAUAAUUUGCCCGUGGGGCAGCACUGGUGCUGCUUGUCUGGAUGCCGCCUCAAAUGGGUGCUCCAUGGUGGCGGCCUAUUCGCCCGACCGUAUCGUGGAUACGCUCGGUGCCGGUGACAGCUUCAUGGCCGGAUUCAUAUACGCCACAUCUGUGAUGCAGAAUAACCUGAAGGAUGCUGUGAGUUUCGCUAACCGGGUGGCCGGGCAUAAGAUCACCGACUAUGGAUACGAUCACAUUGCAGAGCUCCAAAAGUAUGACAAGCUUAGAACUGGGUGAACAUAUAGCAACGCGACAGAGUCGUAUAUUAAUUAAUUUUAAACAAAAAUAAAAUAAAGUUAUUAAAUAUG
Messenger RNA from Drosophila virilis, 1125 nucleotides. The record is from RefSeq and is a predicted model, not a curated record. NCBI's taxonomy places the organism in Eukaryota, Metazoa, Arthropoda, Insecta, Diptera, Drosophilidae.